Messenger RNA from Otolemur garnettii (small-eared galago), 351 nucleotides. Its product is annotated as keratin-associated protein 21-1. The record is from RefSeq and is a predicted model, not a curated record. NCBI's taxonomy places the organism in Eukaryota, Metazoa, Chordata, Mammalia, Primates, Galagidae. Bases 1 to 351 code for a protein of 116 amino acids. Gene Ontology annotation, biological process: hair follicle development. The transcript has a single exon.
AUGUGUUGCAACUACUACAGAAACUCAUGUGGUAGCUGUGGCUAUGGCUGUGGCUAUGGUUCUGGCUAUGGCUGCAGAUACGGCUCUGGAUAUGGCUGUGGAUAUGGCUCUGGAUACGGCUCCGGCUAUGGCUGUGGAUAUGGCUGUGGAUAUGGCUCCGGCUAUGGCUGUGGCUAUGGCUGUGGAUAUGGCUCCGGCUAUGGCUGUGGCUAUGGCUCUGGCUAUGGCUGUGGAUAUGGCUCUGGAUACGGCUCCAGUUAUGGCUGUGGAUAUGGCUGUGGAUACGGCUCUGGCUCUGGCUGCUGUGGUUACCAGCCAUUUUGCUAUAGAAGAUGUUAUUCUUGCUGCUAG